Messenger RNA from Beta vulgaris subsp. vulgaris (sugar beet), 1992 nucleotides. RefSeq lists its product as uncharacterized. NCBI's taxonomy places the organism in Eukaryota, Viridiplantae, Streptophyta, Magnoliopsida, Caryophyllales, Amaranthaceae. The record is from RefSeq and is a predicted model, not a curated record. The transcript is spliced from 4 exons. Bases 1 to 1992 code for a protein of 663 amino acids.
AUGAAAGAGAGAUUUAUGCAAAACAACAUUGAAGUCCUCUUUAAUGCUGCUGGGGAUAAGCUUACAACUACUUCUGAUAUUGAAGCUGAAGUGCUCAACUUUUACUCCACUCUACUAGGUACUGCAGCUUUGUGGGCAAUAGAUGAUGACAAAGCCCCAAUUCAGGAAAUAGAAGCAGCUUUGUGGGCAAUAGAUGAUGACAAAGCCCCAGGGGUCCUGUUGCCUGAAAUUAACUGUACUCUUGUUACACUCAUUCCUAAGAUCCCUAACCUUUCACUUGUUAAGGAUUUUAGGCUUAUAGCCUAUUGUACAAAGUUAUACAAGAUUAUUGCUAAAAUCUUGACCAACAGAAUGCAGAAUAUGAUUGGUAUUGUGGUUGACUUAGCCCAAGCUUGGUUUAUGCCUGGAAGGAAUAUUUCAGAUAAUAUUCUUCUUGCUAUCGAGCUUAUCAAAAGCUAUAACACUAAGCAUAUAUCUCCUAGAUGCAUGUUGAAGGUUGACUUGAAAAAAGCUUAUGAUUCUAUUGAGUGGUCCUUUUUGGAAGCUGUUCUGAAUGAUAUUGGAUUCCCUUCUCCAUUUGUGAAAUGGAUUAUGGCUUGUGUCACUUCAGUUUCUUUCUCUAUUCUCAUCAAUAAUGGUAGCUCUUGUAAGCCUUUCACUGCCAGGAAAGGGUUGAGACAAGGAGACCCUAUGUCUCUCUUUCUAUUUGCAUUAGGGAUGGAGUAUUUAUCAAGAUGUCUGGGGAACCUGAAGGCUGAUCCUAGAUUUAAUUUUCACCCUAGAUGCAAAAAGUUAAACAUCACCCACGUGAUGUUUGCUGAUGAUCUUUUGAUGUUCUCUAAAGCAAACCAGACCUCUUUGCAACUUGUCUUUGAUGCUUUUUCCAAAUUCUCUCAAGCUUCUGGGUUAGAAGCAAAUUUGGAUAAAUGUCAUCUCUAUAUUGGAGGGGUGGAGGAGACUCAAAGAGCUAUCUUACAGUCUGUUGUGCAUAUGCCCCUGGGUUGUUUUCCCUUUAAAUACCUAGGUGUUCCACUCACCACCAGGAAGCUCUUUUAUAAUGAGUGUAAGCCAUUGAUUGAGAAGACCAUGGCUAGAGUUAGGGCUUGGUGUUUAAGGAGAUUCAAAGCAUCUGUAGUCUGUAGAGUCUUUCUAUGGACUGGUCAAGACUCUUACUCCGGGAAAGCUCCCAUAGCCAGGGACUCUCUAUGUUUACCUAUCAGUUGUGGAGCGUUAAACAUUAAAAAUCUUGCUCUUUGGAACAAAGCUGCAGUUGCCAAGCACUUAUGGGCAGUUUGUCAAAAACAAGACAGGUUAUGGAUUAAGUGGUUGCAUGAAUACUACAUUAAACAGCAGCACAUUCUCUCCAUGGUAAUCCCUAAUAGACUGUCAUGGUCCAUGAAGAAGGUACUAGAGAGUAGAGAGAUAUUUCAAGACCUGCAAGCUACUCAUAUGCUUCAGCUUAAUGAUUUCUCAAUUAAGAAACUGUAUUUGCUAAUGCAGGGUGAGCAUGAUCAAGUAAAUUGGAAGAGAAUUGUUUGCAAUAAUAAAGCUAGUCCUAAAGCUCUAUUUGUCACUUGGCUUAUUCUUCAUGGUAGAUUGGCUACCAAAGAUAGGUUAUUUUCUUGGGGGAUUACAGAUAAUGAUUUCUGCCCACUAUGCACUGCAGCUAGUGAGAGUAUCUCUCACUUGUUCUUUGAUUGUCCCUUCUCUAGGGAUAUUUGGAAUGCCUGCCAGCAGCACUUGAAAGUGGUGGUGACUCUAAGGAACUUGUCAGAUGAAAUCCAUGUUGUUGCUUUGAAGAGUAAGAGGAGAGGAGCUAAAGCUCAGUUAUACUGCAUGAUGUUUGCUGAAGCUAUGUAUCAGAUAUGGCUACAAAGAAAUGCAAAAGUCUAUGGGGGCCUUAUGCUAGAUACUGUAACUAAUUUUAGGCAGAUUUGCUUUAGGGUUGCUAGUAGAUGUAAUGAUUGUACUAGGCAACUCCUCCUUUGGUAG